Molecule: messenger RNA, 1900 nt
Organism: Hyaloscypha bicolor E
Lineage: Eukaryota; Fungi; Ascomycota; Leotiomycetes; Helotiales; Hyaloscyphaceae
Product: DEAD-domain-containing protein
Exons: 3
Coding region: 55-1662 (535 amino acids)
Biological process (GO): maturation of LSU-rRNA from tricistronic rRNA transcript (SSU-rRNA, 5.8S rRNA, LSU-rRNA)
Cellular component (GO): nucleolus
Molecular function (GO): ATP binding; RNA helicase activity; nucleic acid binding
Source: RefSeq, a predicted model, not a curated record
ACCACAAUCACCGCAGCCGACAACCAGUUUCCCAAACCCUCCAAAGAAGCAACCAUGUCUCACAAACGCAAGCGGGGAAAUGAAGAAGAAGAGGAAGGAGGAGGAGGAGGCCGAGGAGCGAAAUCGAAGACCCUUACAACUGGCGACCCGUCACCUAUGCCCUCUCCCCCUCUGCUUGGUACCGACGGAGGCGAAGAGCUCGCCAAUCUCCACUUACCCCCCUCGACAUUUGCGACAGACCCUGUCACAUUCGCAGAACUCAAACUUUCUUCGAAGACGGCUCAAGCAAUCGAUGCCAUGGGUUUCACGGAGCUGACCCCGAUUCAGCGCAAAGCUAUACCACCCAUCCUCGCAGGACGCGAUGUUCUUGGUGCUGCCAAAACGGGCUCAGGGAAAACACUGGCGUUUCUGAUACCAGCCGUAGAGCUUCUACACUCGUUGCGCUUCAAGACGAGGAAUGGCACUGGCGUUCUCAUUGUGUCACCGACCAGAGAGCUAGCUUUGCAGAUGUUUGGUGUUGCAAGAGAACUUAUGGCACAUCACUCGCAGACAUGUGGUAUCGUCAUGGGCGGAGCAAACAGAUCUGCGGAAGCGACCAAGCUCACAACUGGCCUGAACCUGCUUAUUGCUACACCUGGUCGCCUACUCGAUCAUCUUCAAAAUACAAAGGGAUUUGUCUACAAGAAUCUUAGGACUCUUGUAAUUGACGAGGCGGAUCGAAUCCUAGAUGCAGGCUUCGAGGAUGAAAUGAGGGCAAUUGUGAAAAUCCUUCCUGAUUCUAGGCAAACCGCCCUCUUCUCUGCUACGCAAACCACAAAAGUUGAAGACCUCGCACGCGUGUCCCUCCGACCUGGCCCUUUAUACAUCAACGUCGAAGAAGCGAUGGAACACAGCACGGUCGAGGGUUUAGAGCAAGGCUAUAUUGUCUGCCCGUCUGAUUUGCGGUUCCGGCUUCUGUUUACCUUCUUGAAAAAACAUCUAGCGAAGAAAAAGAAGAUUAUCGUCUUCGUUUCAAGCUGCAAUUGCGUCAAGUACUACGAGGAACUGCUCAAUUAUAUCGACCUUCCGGUCUUGGCUUUGCAUGGUCAACAGAAGCAACAACGACGGACGGCCAAUUUCUUCAGCUUUGUAAACGCUGCAGAGGGUGUCCUUAUAUGUACUGACGUUGCUGCUCGUGGACUUGAUAUCCCGGCUGUUGACUGGAUAAUUCAAUUCGAUGCGCCUGAUGAGCCGCGUAACUAUAUCCAUCGCGUUGGCCGCACCGCACGAGGGACCAAUGGGAAGGGGAAGUCUGUCCUUGUCCUUCAUCCGUCGGAAGUGGGGUUCGUGCAAUAUUUGACGAAUGCGCGGGUUCCGCUUGUCGAGUACAACAUUCCGAAGCUCAUUAACAUCCAAGCUCAGCUAGAGAAGUUAAUCGCAUCCAACUACUACCUGAAUCGCACCGCCAAAGAGGGGUUCCGAAGCUACCUCGCUGCGUAUGCGGCGCAUAGCUUAAGGAGCGUUUUCGAUGUUCAGAAGCUUGACCUUGCCGCCGUUGGGAAAAGCUUUGGAUUUAGCGUGCCACCAAAAGUAGACAUUGUUUUAGGUGCUCGCAUGGCUAAGAGCAAGCAGCCAGCCAGAAGGAGGGCGUAUGGAAGCCAACCACGACAGCGAUCAGGCUAGAUCUAUUUGCUAGAAAUGAUGUUUACGCGCGAAAAGAGAAGACGCUGCGCUUUGUCGAACCCAUCGGUACUCUGGCACUAGCCGUGGUUGGUAUCGCUUGGCAACGUCAGGGACUUGUCCAAAACAUGUAUUAGCUAAACUAAAACAUCGGGAAUGAAUUCAUCCUUCCAUAGCUCUCUCAAACAAUUGAAAUGUUAAAGUAACUCGCAGUUAUACAACCAAAUGGGACCACCUUCCG